Molecule: messenger RNA, 273 nt
Organism: Dibothriocephalus latus
Lineage: Eukaryota; Metazoa; Platyhelminthes; Cestoda; Diphyllobothriidea; Diphyllobothriidae
Source: the annotation of a GenBank genome assembly
AUGGUGCGAUCUCAAAUCUUAAUUGCACUGACACUGUGGUUGUUGUGUUGUCAAUUCUUCGCAUCUGGACAGGAGCAAAACCCUUGCAACGGUCCCGAUUGCACCCCCGAGCGUCCCGAGGAGUCCGGCGAACCCCAGUGCCCACUUGCUACUCUGCUUCAUGCCCAAGCACCUGAGUGGAUGUGGAACCUCCCCCCAAGUCCUGUAAAGUCUUGUCCUGCAGGUUCCGAAUCAGAAGAUUUGGACGACCUCCUUAACAGAAUUCUUCCUUGA